AGCAGAGUCACUUAAAAGCAUUUACGAUGUUGCGAUAAACGGAAAUCAAAUAAAGAAUGACGGUCGUUUUAUCUUCAGAAUGUGAAUAUAAUCUUUGAAUUUCAAGGAACUGAAGAUUAAAAGCAUUUUGAAACAAACGAGUAAAAAAAAAUUUUGGAUACAAAGAAAUUUUAUUCGAUCUACAAGACCGCUCUGUCUUCUCUCUUUUCUCACUCGAGUAUUUCGAUCAGUUUCUGGGUCACUCUGUGCACGCGUUAAAAUAAGAAUCUGCUAUUAGGUACGCUGGUCCGGCGAGUUUUCAAACGACGAGCUGCCCCGGGAAAAAUGACAAUGCAGUCGGCAGUGCAACGUGCGUAAUCCAAGUGUGCGUCCGCAUUCUUGUUUCUGAUCGCGAAAAUCGAUUUCCAAUAAAAUCGCGCUAUCGAUAAGAAAUACGAGUGGACGAUGUGAUGGUUUACCUUGUCGGAGCAGCGUAAUCGCGUCGCAGAACGUUGGACUACUCGUGUUGAAGCUGUCGUUCUGUUUUAUAAUGUCAAACGGCUUAUUUCAUCAAAGCUGCAACUAUUCACAACGCUUAAAGUCUGGCAGCACCUAUUACGUGUACAAUCCCGACUACCCUAACGCUUCCUACGGCCGACAGCACUGCAAGUGGAUCGCGGAAAGUGAUUAUCGCAUUAGAUUAACAUGCAACAGUUUCAACGUACCGUGGAAUUUUAGAUGUGCCUUAGAUAGACUAACUGUAUAUGUGAACGAUUCCGUAUCUCGAUCUUAUUGCGGCAAUGAGACAUUUAGUGUAGAAUCGACAGGAAAAUUCAUGACCAUUGAACUAUCAACCUCAUUUUGGUCGUCGGGAAUUAAAUUUCUGUGCGAGCUGCAGGCGAUCGACGAACUAGAGAUCGACAACUGCAGAUGCGGAUGGAAAAAACCGACGAAAAUAGUGGGAGGUAUGGAAACUGGCGUGAACGAAUACCCCAUGAUGGCUGGUCUCGUCGAUCCUUUAAAGGUCGAUGUAUAUUGCGGAGCCACUAUCAUAUCUGAAAGACACGUGUUAACUGCCGCACAUUGUUUGACCGAUAGAAGCACAAGUAAUGUGGGUGUACUUGUGGGAGAUCACGAUCUCGGCACGGGUGCUGAUACAAAUGCCUCAAGCCUUCACACUGUAUCCAGAUUUUACGCGCAUCCUUUUUACAACCGCGAAUCCUUAGAAAACGACAUAGCUAUAGUAAUGGUGAAUUCUGUUAUAAGAUUCAGCGACGAAGUCGGACCGGUUUGUCUUCCGUUUCAACAUCAGUCCGACUCCUUCGCAGGAAGUUACGUGGAUUUACUGGGUUGGGGAACGACACAAUUCGGAGGAAUGAAGUCAAGAACUUUGCAGAAAAUUACGGUAACCGUGAUCACGAACCGGGAGUGUCGUCGACAGUAUUCGAAUGUUUCGUACAGUCAAUUAUGCACUUACGGGGAGGGAAAAGACGCGUGUCAGUUCGACAGCGGCGGUCCCACUCUUUGGCAGAAUCCUACGACGAAGCGAGAGGUUCUCGUGGGUGUUAUCAGUUCCGGGUUCGGCUGCGGCAAUGACAAACCGGGAAUUAACACGCGUGUCGGCACAUACUUGGAUUGGAUCUUAGCUGUAACGCCGGGUACCAAUUACUGCAAGUCCGAAUAAGAAGAGCGUAAACAGAAAUGUAUAUAAAUAUUUGUUUACAUCUGUUGUGUCAUUGCAUAGAUAUUAUUCCGAGUUACACUGCAGCGUGCUAUUCAUAUACGAUAUACUUUUACAUUCUCAGUUUUGUGUAAUCGCGAAAGUCACGUUAAUUAAUAUAAUGCUUUUGGCACGUGUAACAUUUGAUGUACACAAUAUUAAUUUAUGAGCUAAAAUAUAUGUAUACCUGCUUUAUCUUCAA
Wasmannia auropunctata (little fire ant) is the source of this 1901-nucleotide messenger RNA. Its product is annotated as venom serine protease 34-like. Gene Ontology annotation, molecular function: serine-type endopeptidase activity. The transcript is spliced from 8 exons. The record is from RefSeq and is a predicted model, not a curated record. NCBI's taxonomy places the organism in Eukaryota, Metazoa, Arthropoda, Insecta, Hymenoptera, Formicidae. Gene Ontology annotation, biological process: proteolysis. Bases 530 to 1663 code for a protein of 377 amino acids.